Messenger RNA from Cladocopium goreaui, 2472 nucleotides. The record is from the annotation of a GenBank genome assembly. NCBI's taxonomy places the organism in Eukaryota, Dinophyceae, Suessiales, Symbiodiniaceae.
AUGGCCAGCCAACUUAGGGACCAGGCAUUAGAGGCGGACCACAAUGAUGUCGUGGCCUCCAUGAAUUCCAUCAUCCUCUCGGGUUCUUUGUUGGCCCUGGUUGGCAUUGGCUACAGGAUCAACACGUCUGUGAUCCCAGUGCUGAGCUAUGCACCUGAUGCUGCAAGGAGUUGGGCACUGGGUACAGGCGGCGCCGCGGCAGCCCGUCAGCUUCGCCAAGCGCCACACCGCGGCCGCGUCGCCUUCGUCGCCUUCGGCGCCGAAGCCGGUGGGCGGUGGAUUGAGCGGCCUUUGCUGCGCGAUGCUUUGUGGCAAGAUGAACGGCAAGAAGCGGAUCAGGACUUCCGUGUGGUGAACCUGCAAAGCAGCACCUGGUCCAAGUUCCCUGAGGCUUUUCAGGAGCGGCUGAAGGAGGUGGGCAUGACAAAGCAAUGGCCCUUCCAGCGUGAAAGUCCGCGGAGUUUGGGCCCCCCCCUGAGUCUUUUCGCCCACGAAUUGCAGGAAGAGCUUCAGAGUUUUGUGGACGAGCUAGACGGCAUUGAGCUGAUCUUGGAUGUACCCAGCUUCCCAGAGCUCAUGCAGGACCCAUGUCAUGCCCUGGUCCUGGCCGACGGCCCGGCGGCUUCGACCCUCCGCGGCGCCCUAGACUUCGACCGGGGCGACGGCGUCGCCGCGCCGCUGGCGCUGGGCCUUCCACUGCGCGCGGAUCAGUCGACCGCGGCGGCGACGGCGCUGAGCUGCGCGCAACGAAGGUUUCAAGUGAACUUGGCAGGGACUUCCGGUCUCUUGAGCAUGGUGCUGUCGGACAGCGAACUUCAAGAGCUUGAAACCAAAGGCUCGGAGCCGCUGUGGCAAGAGAUGAAGGAAGGUCUUCGCCUAUUUGGGCUCGAAGAGCCGGACGCUGAGGGCCUGCUGCUGCAGCCAGAUCUGGCUACAUCAAGAUACUUCUUGGAACUGAAAGAGCACACCGUACCUGUGGGCUCCACGGCUCUGACACAUCCCUGGGCCUUCCUGGUGGGUGAAUCUGCUGGUUUGGUGAACCCAUGGCCCGGGCGGGCUCUGAAUGCCUCCAUCAAGUCAUCCAUGGUCUUGGCUCAGCAUCUCAAGGCAAUGGCUCAAGCCAUCCGUGCUGGAUAUCCAGUGGAUGAGAACUUCAGCAAGGAGUAUGGCGAGCAGCUGUCUCGCAUCCAUAGCAUUGAAGAUGCAAUCCAUUGCAGGCAGUGUCAAGCAGCUCAGACGAAGGCAAAGAACUUCAACUUGAGCACCUGCAUGGAGGAAGUUGAAGCUGGUAGUAGGGCAGAGGAGGCUGCGAAGUUUAAGCGGAGCCUGCGAAAGACCUUGCAGCGCUUGGAGAAUGUGCUACCGGAUGAGAUGAAGGUUGAUGAGGAGGCCAUUUGGAAACAGGUGAAGGAUGCCAAUCUCAGUGCCAGGACCUUAGCCCUUUUCAAUGCUUCAGGGAGCUGGUACAUGGAUGAGCCCACGGAUCGUUCUACCGGCGAAGUGGAGGAAGUGGAGGAAGCGGAUGAGCAGGAAACCUCCAAAGAAAUGAAGGCCCAAGGUCGCAGCAGCUACAACCGCGGCCUGCGGCUCUGGCGUUCCAAACGCUUCGCCGAGGCGGCCCAGCUGUUUCGCAGCGCCGCGCUGAACGGACACGCGAAGGGCGCCUAUGCACUAGGGGUGAUGCUGCUGAACGGCGAAGGCAUCAAAAAAGACGAGUUGUCUGCUGCGCAGUUUCUGCUUCAAGCAGCACAGGCGGGUGAGACAAAGGCCAUGUACAACUUGGGACUGAUGUACCAGCAUGGCAUUGGCGUACGUCGGGAUGCCGAGAAAGCGUCCAGCUGGACCCUGAUGGCUGCGGAUGAGGGGCACCGAAAGGCUUUGCGCAGCAAACAUGUGAAGAUUUUCGGGUCUGGGCCAUGGUUAGAUUAUGACCCCCAAGAAAUGGGAGUCGAACGAAUCACCAAAGAGGCAGAAGCUGGGAAUUUCCAUGCGCAGUUCAAACUGGGCACCAUGCACUACGAAGGAGAUCAAGUGAAGUUGGAUAAGGCAUUGGCUGCAUAUUGGUUCAUGCAAGCUGCUCAAGCAGGUUUGGAUGAAGCACAAUAUCAGAUCAGCAGGAUGCUCUUCCAGGGCGAUGGCGUGGAAGCCGACGCCGCCUAUGCCCUGCGAUUCCUGCAGGCCGCGGCCGAGAAGGGUCAUCCGGAAUCGAUGCAUAACCUGGGUGUGAAGCUCUACUUUGGAGAGGGCAUGGACAGUGACAGGCGCGCAGCUGCAAGCUGGUUCCUCAAGGCCGCUGAACAGGACUUACCGGCAGCGCAGAACAACAUUGGCUGGAUGCUCUACUGUGGAGAAGGCGUACCAAUGAACACCCAGGCUGGCGUGUCCUGGCUUGAGAAGGCAGCCGACAGAGGCAAUGAGGAGGCUCAAUAUCACCUAUUGGCCAUCAGGGGCUCAAUGAUUUCAGGCUCCUGA